GGCGUGGCCCGGCGCGGAGCGAAGAUGCCGGCGCUGCUGGAGCAGGCAGCAAAAGCUCCCUCGGCCAUUGUGCGCGUCCCUGCACCGCCACGUUCAUCGGUGGAGCGCGAGCGCAAGCGGCAGGAGGAGGAGGAAGUGGACAAGAUGAUGGAGCAGAAGAUGAAGGAGGAGCAGGAGCGGCGCCGGAAGAAGGAGAUGGAGGAGCGCAUGUCGCUGGAGGAGACCAAAGAGCAGAUCUGUAAGCUGGGGGAAAGGCUGCAGGCCUUGCAAGAGGAGAAGCAUCAACUUUUCCUGCAACUGAAGAAGGUGCUGCAUGAGGAGGAGAAGCGCCGGCGCAAGGAGCAGAGUGACUUGACAACGCUGACGGCGGCAGCCUAUCAGCAGGGCAUGGUCACGCACGCCGGGACCCACAUCCUCAACAUGCAGGGGAGCCCCGGGGGGCACAGCCGGGCCGGGACGCUGAUAUCAGCCGACCGGAGCAAGCAGAUCUUCGCGCCCCCCGUGAUCACGACGCGGCACUUUGCCACCCAGCCGGCCUUCGCACCCGGCACCCCGGAGCACGGGCAGUACCAGAGCGGGCAGGCCGGGCACAGCCCCUAUGCCGUGGGGCAGGGCCAGCACUUCGCCCCGGGCCAGGCCGUGCCCGUCAGCUACGCCGGCAGCCAGCCCAUCCGCGGCCCCUCGGCCUUCCCCGCCAUGCAGUACCUGUCGCAGCAGCCGCCGGGGUUCGCGCUCCACGGGCACUUCCCCCCCGCC
Molecule: messenger RNA, 756 nt
Organism: Chelonoidis abingdonii (Abingdon island giant tortoise)
Lineage: Eukaryota; Metazoa; Chordata; Testudines; Testudinidae
Gene: GPS2
Product: G protein pathway suppressor 2
Biological process (GO): regulation of transcription by RNA polymerase II
Cellular component (GO): transcription regulator complex
Molecular function (GO): transcription coregulator activity
Source: RefSeq, a predicted model, not a curated record